Messenger RNA from Electrophorus electricus (electric eel), 7965 nucleotides. It is a transcript of the gene trip12, whose product is annotated as thyroid hormone receptor interactor 12. Gene Ontology annotation, cellular component: nuclear speck. Gene Ontology annotation, molecular function: zinc ion binding; ubiquitin protein ligase activity. Lineage: Eukaryota; Metazoa; Chordata; Actinopteri; Gymnotiformes; Gymnotidae. The record is from RefSeq and is a predicted model, not a curated record. Gene Ontology annotation, biological process: protein polyubiquitination; proteasome-mediated ubiquitin-dependent protein catabolic process; DNA damage response.
UCUUGCCUGGCAAAAGUCGAAUAGUAAUUUAGUAAUUAUCAACGCCAACUUUGUCAUAGCUAGAACUGUAUUGCUAGUUAGCUAAGCCAGCUAGCUAGUCAGUUCACUAAAAUGGUCAUCGCAUCAAAACCCGUCUGUUUACUUAGCUAGCUAGUCAUUUUGACCUGAUCUUGCUCACACACGUCAAGUGUCUUUCUAGUUAAUAUUAGUUUAGCCUGCUUAAACCACAUGCAGUAGGCCGACCUCUUCAAGAACGGCUGCCGGUUGGGGCAUUUGCACACGGCUGUGAAUGGUAGUGUCUAGAAAGGGUAUGUCCCUUCAGGAGAGAGGUGCCAAUGUCCAACCGGCCUAAUUCCAAUCCAGGGGGGUCACUGCGCCGUUCACAGAGGAACACAGCCGCGGCCCAGCCACUAGACCAUAUACUCACAGGAAGAAGCAGUCUCUCUCUAUCUGUGGGAACCCACUCAGCGUCAGAUUCAGCUCUGACUUCAGAGGCAGCAGGGAGUUCAGGUCAGCAGGAGCAGCGUGAAGGCGGCAGCAGCAGCCACGCUCUCAAACGCAGUUCUGCCCCUGAGCACAACAGCACCUACUCACCAAGCCCAGCCAAGCGGCCCAAAGCCCUGCCUGGCCCCCAUCCUCUGGAGAGAGCCAGCACCUCUGAGACGCCUGUGCCUGGAACCCCAGAGCCCAAGCGUCCGCACAGCACCAAAUCCAAAAAGAGACGCUUAGCUGCCGAGCCCCCUGCCCCUCCAAGCAGGGUCCUGAGCAGGAAGAGCGGCCCCUGUCCCGGCCCCAGUGGGGUCUCUGCCGCCUCCUCCCACAAACGCAAGAAGGCAGACACUUCAUCCUCCUCCUCUUCCUCGUCCCUCCCUAGCUCCAGCAGAGCGGCGGGCCUUCUGCCACCCCGCAGCGAGGGCGGCCGGCCAGCCAAACCCACCAAGCUGGCGUCCAAAUCGGCUGCGUCAGCCAAAGCUGGGUGUGGCACCGUGACUGAUUCCUCUUCUUCCUCAGCUUCUUCCUCCUCCUCCUCUUCUUCCUCGUCGUCUUCAACAGCUGCAGGUGUGAACAGCUGUGCCCCGCCACAGGGCGCUCGGCUGAAGCAGGGUAAGGACCAGAGCAAGGCCCGUCGCUCUCGCUCUGCCUCUUCGCCCUCCCCCCGUAGGAGCAGCCGUGAUAAGGAGCAGGCCAAAGCCAGUGGAUCCUCCAAAUUUGAGUGGACAUCCCGCUUCAACUCCAAAGUGAACCUGCCAAAGCCCAGAUUGUCUUUGCCUGGAUCUUCCAAGCCCGAGAGCUCGUCUAAGCCUGGACCAUCGGGACUACAGGCCAAGCUUGCAAGUUUGAGAAAGUCCAGUAAGAAACGUAGUGAGUCUCCCCCAGCAGAGCUCCCCAGUUUUCGGAGGAGCACACGGCAGAAGACCACGGGCUCCUGCGCCAGCACAAGUCGGCGAGGCUCAGGCCUGGGAAAGCGUGGGGCAGCCGAUACUCGCCGACAGGACAAAAUGGCUGACUCCGAUAACAACCAGGAUGGUGCCAAUUCAUCAACUGCGCGCACAGAGGAGGCCCCCCAGGGAGCUUCAGCUUCUAGCUCAGUUGCAGGAGCUGUAGGCAUGACCACUUCUGGGGAGAGUGAGUCAGACGACUCUGAAAUGGGUAGACUCCAAGCUCUCCUGGAAGCCCGUGGUCUCCCACCUCAUCUGUUCGGGCCCCUCGGGCCCCGCAUGUCCCAGCUGUUUCAUCGCACCAUCGGCAGUGGAGCCAGUUCUAAGGCUCAACAGCUCCUGCAGGGCCUGCAGGCUACAGGAGAUGAGUCACAGCAGUUGCAGGCUGCUAUAGAAAUGUGCCAGCUGCUGGUUAUGGGCAAUGAGGAGACACUGGGAGGAUUCCCCGUUAAGAGCGUUGUACCUGCCCUGAUCACACUUUUACAAAUGGAGCAUAAUUUUGAUAUAAUGAACCAUGCCUCUCGUGCUCUUACCUACAUGAUGGAGGCUUUGCCCCGCUCCUCCGCUGUGGUGGUAGAUGCCAUCCCUGUCUUCCUGGAAAAGCUUCAGGUUAUCCAGUUUAUUGAUGUGGCAGAACAAGCUCUGACUGCCCUGGAAAUGUUGUCACGGAGGCACAGCAAGGCAAUCCUGCAGGCUGGUGGACUUGCCGAUUGCUUGUUGUACCUGGAGUUUUUCAGCAUUAAUGCCCAGAGAAACGCCUUGGCCAUAGCUGCUAACUGCUGUCAGAGUAUCACCCCGGAUGAGUUCCACUUUGUGGCUGACUCUCUCCCUCUGCUCACGCAGAGGCUCACCCACCAGGAUAAGAAAUCUGUGGAAAGCACAUGUCUCUGUUUUGCUAGGCUGGUAGACAACUUUCAGCAUGAAGAGAACCUUCUGCAGCAGGUGGCAUCACGGGACCUGCUAACCAACAUCCAGCAGCUGUUGGUGGUUACACCCCCUGUGCUCAGCUCUGGAAUGUUCAUCAUGGUUGUGCGCAUGUUCUCACUGAUGUGCUCCAACUGUCCCACCCUGGCCGUGCAGCUAAUGAAGCAGAAUAUAGCGGAGACUCUGCGCUUUCUGCUGUGUGGGGCAUCUAACGGAAGUUGUCAGGAGCAGAUUGAUCUGGUACCCAGGAGCCCCCAAGAGCUUUAUGAGCUCACCUCCCUUAUCUGUGAGCUGAUGCCAUGUCUGCCAAGAGAGGGCAUUUUUGCUGUGGAUUCCAUGCUGAAGAAGGGCAGUGCCCAUACUACAGAGGGUGCUGUCUGGCAAUGGAGAGACGACAGAGGCCUGUGGCAUCCUUACAACCGCAUUGACAGCCGUAUCAUUGAGACGGCUCAUCAGAAUGGCGAAGAUGAGAUUAGUCUAUCAACGCUUGGCCGUGUUUACACCAUUGACUUCAACUCUAUGCAGCAGAUUAAUGAGGAUACUGGCACCGCCCGUGGCAUCCAGAGAAAACCCAACCCACUGGCCAACCCCAGUGCUGGAGGCCACCUGGAAGUGCGUGGUGAGGAUGCACGUGCUCAGCUCAUGAAGGAGGACCCAGAGCUGGCGAAGUGUUUUAUAAAGACAUUGUUUGGUGUGCUCUAUGAGGUGUACAGCUCUUCUGCUGGACCUGCAGUCAGACACAAGUGCCUUAGAGCCAUCCUGCGAAUCAUCUACUUUGCUGAUGCUGAACUCCUGAAGGAUGUACUGCGUAACCAUGCUGUCUCCAGCCACAUUGCGUCCAUGCUGUCCAGCCAGGACAUGAAGAUCGUUGUGGGCUCUCUGCAGAUGGCUGAAAUCCUUAUGCAGAAACUGCCUGAUGUGUUCAAUGUGUAUUUCAGAAGAGAAGGUGUAAUGCACCAGGUGAAGAACUUGGCAGAGUCUGAGACGUUCCUCACAAGCCCACCUAAAGCUUGCACAAGUGGCACAACCAGUCUGUGCACCACCACUAUCACCGCUGCAACCACGACAGCUGCCUCAAGUGUCACACAAGACUUGGGUUCGCCCAGCUUUCAACACAGCAUGGACGACUCACUGGACCUUAGCCCACAGGGUCGGCUGAGUGAUGUUUUGAAGAGGAAACGGCUGCCCAAGAGAGGACCCCGCCGUCCCAAAUACUCUCCUCCCAGAGAUGAUGACAAAGUAGACAAUCAGGCUAAGAGUCCGACAACUACCCCAUCUCCCAAGUCCUCCUUCCUGGCUAGUCUGAAUCCCAAAACCUGGGGGAAGCUGGGAACACAAACCAACAGCGCCACCUCAGAGCCUUCUCGCACAGCUGGGGUCAGCGGCCUUGCCCGCACCGCACCUAAAGAUUCCAUCUCUAAUAACAGGGAUAAGAUUAAAGUGUGGAUAAAGGAGCAGGCCAGUAAAUUUGUGGAGCACUAUUUUAACUCUGAAAAUAUUGAUGGCAGCAACCCUGCACUGAAUGUACUGCAGAGACUCUGUACUGCAACAGAACAGCUCCACCUGCAGGUUGACAGAGGUGUGGAGUGUCUGGUGGAGAUCUGCAGUAUCGUGUCUGAAUCAGAUGUGUCAUCAUUUGAGAUCCAGCACAGUGGCUUGGUGAAGCAGAUGCUGCACUAUCUGACCUGCUGCAGUGAGCGAGAUGCUGUCAGUAGAGAUGAGCGAAUCAAGAGGUUUCUGCACGUCUUCUAUGGCUGCCCUAUGCCAGGGCAGGAGCCCCUCUUUCGGUUGGAACCGACAGAGAAUGGACCACUGCUGGCCCUAGUGCACAAGAUGAACAACUGCCUGAGCCAGAUGGAGCAGUUUCCUGUUAAAGUGCAUGACUUCCCUAGUGGGAACGGCAAUGGCAGCAGAGGUUCUCAAGCCCUGAAGUUCUUUAACACACAUCAGCUGAAGUGCCAGCUGCAGAGACACCCAGACUGCACCAAUGUGAAGCAGUGGAAAGGGGGACCUGUUAAAAUUGAUCCCCUAGCAUUGGUACAGGCCAUUGAAAGAUACCUUGUUGUUAGAGGGUAUGGCCGAAUCAGAGAGGAGGAUGAAGACAGUGAUGAUGAUGGUUCAGAUGAUGAAAUUGAUGAAUCACUGGCGGCCCAGUUUCUGAACUCAGGCAGUGUACGCCACAGGCUGCAGUUUUAUAUUGGUGAGCACCUGCUGCCCUACAACAUGACCGUGUACCAGGCUGUGCGCCAGUUUAGCCUCCAGCCAGAGGAGGAGAGAGAGAGCACCGAUGACGAAACCAACCCACUCGGGCGCGCUGGCAUCUGGACCAAAACACACACUAUAUGGUAUAAGCCAGUGAGGGAGGACGAGGAUGGCAGUAAGGAUGCUGUUGGAGGAAAGAGAGGACGUGCACAAACGGCUCCCACCAAAACUUCCCCACGCAACGCUAAGAAGCAGGAUGAAUUGUGGCAUGACGGUGUGUGUCCAAGCGUCACUAACCCAUUAGAGGCAUACCUCAUAUCUGAGCCUCCAGAGGGCAUCACAUUUGAUGAUCCCUCAAUGGAGGUCAUCCUGCUGCUGAGGGUUCUACACUCCAUUAGCAGAUACUGGUUCUACCUCUAUGAAAAUGCUGUGUGUAAGGAGAUUAUCCCCACGAGUGAGUUCAUCAACAGUAAGCUGACUGCCAAGGCCAACAGGCAGUUGCAGGACCCACUGGUCAUCAUGACUGGCAAUAUCCCCACCUGGCUCACUGAACUUGGCAAGACCUGUCCUUUCUUCUUCCCAUUCGACACACGACAGAUGUUGUUCUAUGUGACUGCGUUUGACCGAGACCGUGCCAUGCAGAGAUUACUCGACACAAACCCUGAGAUCAACCAGUCAGAUUCUCAGGAUAGUCGAGUAGCCCCACGCCUGGACAGGAAGAAGCGCACAAUAAAUCGAGAUGAGCUCCUAAAGCAGGCAGAGUCAGUGAUGCAAGACUUGGGCAGCUCCAGAGCUAUGCUGGAGAUUCAGUAUGAAAAUGAGGUGGGUACAGGUCUGGGUCCGACACUGGAGUUCUAUGCACUGGUGUCUCGGGAGCUGCAGAGAGCUGAUCUGGGGCUGUGGAGAGGGGAAGAGGUCACAUUGGCCAACCCAAAAGGCAGCCAGGAAGGCACGAAGUACAUGUUCAGUUCUAGAGGGCUGUUUGCUGUGCCGUUUGGCCGCAGCACCAAACCAGCCCACAUCGCCAAGAUCAAGAUGAAGUUCCGCUUUCUUGGCAAAUUAAUGGCCAAAGCCAUCAUGGACUUUAGACUGCUGGACCUGCCCCUCGGGUUGCCCUUUUAUAAAUGGAUGUUGAGGAAUGAGUCAUCCAUCAGCUCUCAAGAUUUGGUAAACAUUGAUCCUGGUGUGGCCAAAUCCAUCCAGCACCUGGAGGAUAUCAUUAGACAGAAGAAGCGACUGGAGCAGGACCAAUCCCACACAAGGGAGACCCUGCAGCAGGCCUUGGAGAGUUUGAAUAUGAAUGGUUGCUCAGUGGAAGAUCUGGGUCUAGACUUCACACUGCCUGGCUUCCCCAACAUUGAGCUGAAGAAAGGUGGGAAGGAUGUGCCUGUUACCAUCCACAAUCUGGAGGAAUACCUCAGGCUGGUUGUGUACUGGACUAUGAAUGAAGGUGUAUCACGGCAGUUCGAGUCUUUCAGGGAAGGUUUUGAGUCUGUCUUCCCUCUCCACCAUCUGCAGUAUUUCUACCCUGAGGAGCUGGACCAGCUGUUGUGUGGCAGUAAGUCUGAGGCAUGGGAUGUAAAAACACUUAUGGAAUGCUGCAGACCUGACCAUGGAUACACACAUGAUAGUCGGGCAGUGCGGUUUCUGUUUGAGGUGCUGAGCAGCUUUGAUGCCGAGCAGCAGAGACUCUUCUUGCAGUUUGUGACUGGGAGCCCCAGGCUGCCGGUUGGAGGUUUCCGGAGUUUGAACCCUCCAUUGACCAUUGUACGCAAAACGUUCGAGUCAACAGAGAACCCGGAUGAUUUCCUGCCGUCAGUCAUGACAUGUGUGAACUACCUGAAGCUGCCUGACUACUCAAGCAUUGAGAUCAUGCGUGAGAAACUGUUAAUGGCAGCAAGGGAGGGCCAGCAGUCUUUCCACCUGUCCUGAUCUCACCCUCAACCUCACGUGCGCAAAAAUGCCUUCAACCAACCCACCGCAAAACCCACACAGAUCAUGACGUCCUUCCUUGUUAAUUUUUUUAUUUUUCUUCUUUUUUUUGGGGGGGGUAAGCACCCGCGUUGCGGCAAAAUAUGUACUGCCUUGUUUAGGGAAAAGCAGCUUCUAGAAAUAAAAGCUGAAGAGACUUGUAAUGUUAUUUGCUGCCCUCCUCCUUUUCCACUGAAACUGGAAAAAGGCAUUGAGACUCCCCAGGAUCUCAGAAACAAGACAAAACAAAAAAAAAUUACAUGUUGAUUUAAAGCAGAUCUGAAGUAUAUAUAUCACUAGCUAAGUAACAUUUAAAGAGGAAAAAAAGGUUGGAAGGUUUUAAAAUCUGUGUUGUGUGAUAUUUAAAGAUAAAGGGGAUGUUUUUCUCUGCAGAGUGGUGAACGACAUCACUGUGUGCUUUGGGGGUGGGGUGGGGUGGGGGCAGGGAUCAUCCAGUUGGCAGCAAUCUCUUACAGCUCCAAAGAUCAUUUGUACAGACCAACAUUUGCAAAUUUUACUCAUUCUACACAUUUGAUAGAAUAGCCGUGUGGCCUCCUGUCAGACUGACCGUACAUGUUACACAAUCCUUCUGCUUUCUGUUCUGUAUUGUACAUCCCUAGUUUGUGUUGCAAUUUAAAUUGGUUUCUCUUUCUUUAUUAUUUUUUUCUCUCCCCCUCCCCCCUUUUUUUUGUGUGUGUGUUUUCGCGAGCAUUUGAAAAAUUGUAAGAAAGUUGCAGGUGGUCAAAUGCGGGUAGUGAUGGAAGUAUAGUUUAUUAUUAUUAUUAUUAUUAUUAAGUUUUCUUUUUUUAUCAAAGUUGAAAUGGUUUUCUGGCCAACAUUUAAAUCUAGAGUGUCUACUCCAUGCUAAAAAGUAUUCUUGCGUUGGAUAGAGUAGACUUUUUUUUGUUAUUAGGUGGGUAAUGUGCCUGUGCUGGAGACGUGGGCUAUUGCAGUGUGCUGCUUAGCUGAAGUAGCUCUGUUCUUAUCCCAUAAUGUAGCUGAGCACAAAAAGGUUAAUUUAAAAAAGGGGGGGGAGGGGCUGUUGAUGAUGACUGGUUGGUCUCAUUUUAUCGUUUCAUGGCCAGAUAACAUUUCAAAACAACAAAAAAAAAUCAUUUAUGGAAUAAAAUUUAUAUGCAGUUUCCUCAACCAGUUCAAGGUGGAAUUCUCUGCUUUUGUUUUUUUGUUUUUUUGGUUAGGGCUUUUUUUGUUGUUGGGUUUUUUUUGUUUUUGUUUUUUUGUUUUUUUUUUGUUUUGUUGGGCACUGCUCUGGCUUGGAUCAGACCAUGGUGUGUGUUGCUGAAGGGGAGUGCUGUUGUACACUCUCCUGACCCCAAUGUUCAUGUGCUGGUUUCUAAGAUCUGCAAUAAUUUACUGCAUCAGGUUCUUGUUUUUACCUGGACAUAAAUAAAGUAACUGUUUGACUCAG